This is a messenger RNA of Penicillium soppii, 1530 nucleotides long. Its product is annotated as cytochrome P450. Bases 1 to 1530 code for a protein of 509 amino acids. Gene Ontology annotation, molecular function: monooxygenase activity; iron ion binding; oxidoreductase activity, acting on paired donors, with incorporation or reduction of molecular oxygen. The transcript is spliced from 4 exons. NCBI's taxonomy places the organism in Eukaryota, Fungi, Ascomycota, Eurotiomycetes, Eurotiales, Aspergillaceae. The record is from RefSeq and is a predicted model, not a curated record.
AUGGGCGUAGAUACCUUAUACGGACAGGGUGUGACACUCAUCUGUGGUCUGCUGGCCCUCUAUAUCUUCAGGAUAACCACAGUUUAUGCAAAAUUGAGGAAAUUUCGAGGUCCUUCAUGGACUGGCAUCUCAAACUGGCCUCAUAGCAUAGCGAUACUUCGGGGAAAUUGCCACGAGUGGUAUGCAGAAGUCAACAAUAAACAUGGUCCUAUCGCCCGUGUAGCUCCCGGUGUGCUCAUUACGUCCUCCCCCGAUGUAUGGAUGCAUGUAAACAACAAGCCUGGCUAUAAACGCUCCGAUUGGUACUACAACGCCACGCGGAUCGAGUAUCGGAAAGAUAAUGUCUUUAGUCAGACGGACAAUGCAAAACACGAGCAACGGAGGAAGCAGAUGGCUCCAGGGUAUUCCGGGCGGGAGAAUCCCAACCUCGAGGGUACUAUAGAUGAGCGAGUUCAAGAGUUGCUGACUCUCGUCCGGUCCAAAUAUGUCUCCUCAGAUCAAGUCGUACCAAUGGACCUAUCAAAGAAGGUUCAGUAUUUUACCCUCGACGUAAUCAGCAGCGUUGGUCUCGGCAAGGCAUUCGGUAUGCUACAAAGUGACCAUGACGUGGAAAACUAUCUCCAAUCGACCGAGGAGGGACUUGAAAUGGCCAAUACCGCUCUCGCCUUGGGCUUCAGCUGGCUCGCUCAGGCGCCGUUUGUCGGUAGGUUUAUUGCACCCUCCCCGAAAGACAACAACGGCUUCGGUAGGAUGAUGAACGCCUGCUUCCAUCUUGUCGACGAGCGCGCUGCGAGCUCCACCGACGAACGAUCCGAUAUGCUGGCCUCUUUCAUACGUCAUGGCUUGCAUGAUGAUGAGCUGCGCACCGAGGCCCUAGAACAGAUCCUUGCAGGCUCUGACACUACCUCGGCUGCUAUUCGUGGUAUCCUUCUGCACAUCCUGACGAAUCCACGCGUCUACCUCAAGCUGCAACGCGAGAUCGACGAGGCCGUGCGCCGUGGCGAGGUUUCAAGUGCCGGCGAAGGCCUGAUUACUGCCGCGCAGGCUAAGCAGCUCCCGUAUCUUCAGGCUGUAAUCCGAGAAGGUCUACGGGUCUGUCCCCCCGUUGCAAACAUCUUCUCGCGCGAUGUCCCGGCAGGUGGCGACACUCUUGUCGUCGACGGUGAGAGCGUAUUCCUACCAGGUGGCGCCAGUAUCGGGUACUCGGCGUAUGGUAUGCACCGGAGCGAGAAAGUUUAUGGUAAGGAUGCAGACGCGUUCCGACCCGAGCGCUGGCUCACAUCGGAUCGUGCCAUGCUGGCUGAAAUGGUUCGGACCAGCGACCUUAUGUUUGGUCACGGAAAAUUCCAAUGUUUAGGCAAGGUUGUUGCUCAAAUUGAGAUUGGAAAGUUGGUAUUUGAGCUCUUGCGCAACUUCGACUUGGCGUUUAUCAACCCGACGCAUCCCUGGGAUGUGCAGAACUACCUUGGGCUUUUCGCGAUCUCAAACAUGUGGGUGCAAGUGACGAAUCGAACGCCCUGUUCUUCGUAG